Gadus chalcogrammus (walleye pollock) is the source of this 1801-nucleotide messenger RNA. RefSeq names its product divergent protein kinase domain 1A-like. The transcript is spliced from 5 exons. The record is from RefSeq and is a predicted model, not a curated record. NCBI's taxonomy places the organism in Eukaryota, Metazoa, Chordata, Actinopteri, Gadiformes, Gadidae. Bases 25 to 1317 code for a protein of 430 amino acids.
GCUGGGAGAUGUGCGGUGUUUGACAUGGCGAGAAGUCUGUUUCUAUGGGGAUGUUUGAGGAAGCCUCUGUAUAUCCAGGUUCGCACUUCCUACUUGCGUAUGCAGUACCUGUUCUUCUCCUGGCUGGCGGUGUUUGUGGGAAGCUGGAUCGUGUACGUGGAGUACUCCUCCUACACAGAGCUCUGUCGUGGGCAGGAGUGCAAAACCUCUCUUUGUGACAAAUAUAGCAAGGGAGUGAUCGAUGGCACAGCGUGCGUCAGCCUGUGUCAAAAAGAGACACUUUACUUGGGGAAGUGCCUCUCGCCAAAGCCCAACAGCCAGGUGUACUCUGGGACCUGGGGUGACCUUGAGGGGGUCAUCAGGUUUCAGAUGGAGACGUCCCCUCGCUACGCCCUGGGUCUGGCGGCGGAGGUCCGGAGGGAGCCAGGGGCAGCCUUCAACCAGCCCACCAGAGGCACCUCCGUGGAAAGGUUCAAAGAGAUGGUCAUCAGCCAUCUGAAGAUGAAACUAGGAGAUCAGGCCAACCUUUCAGCACUGUCCGACAUGCUGCUCUCGGUCGCCGACAGCAACAAGGACGGCCACAUCACCCUAGCGGAGGCGCGCUCCGUGUGGGCGCUGUUGCAGCACAACCACUUCCUUCUGGCGGCGGUGCUGCAGGAGCGGGAGCACGCCCCUCGGCUUCUGGGCUUCUGCGGGGACCUGUACGUGAUGGAGAAGGUGCCCCACGCCCCGCUCUACGGACUCAGCCUGCCAUGGCUGCUGGAGCCCUUGGUGCCCGCCGGGCUGCGGCGCCGCAUGGACCAGUGGUUCACCCCCUCCUGGCCCCGCAGGGCCAAGAUCUCCAUGGGCCUCCUGGAGCUGGUUGAGGACCUCUUCCACGGCACCUUCGGCAGCUUCUUCAUGUGCGACGUGAGCGCCGCCAGCUUCGGCUACAACGACCGGCAUGAACUGCGGGUGACUGACGCGCGCCACAUCGUCCCAGAGCUCGCCUUCAAGGAGGGCAUGCAGGAGCGCCGCUGCGACUCUGACCGGGACUGCCGCCACGGCGUCGACUGCCGCACUUCCUGCGACCUCCCGAAGGGUCGCUGCAGCCCGGCGGUGACGCGGCCCAACCUGGCGAAGGCGUGCGACGUGCUGAAGGACUACAUCCUGCGUGGCGCGCCGGACGACCUCCGAGAGGAGCUGGAGAAGCAGCUCUAUGCCUGCAUAGCACUGCGCGGAGCCGCAGAACUGCUGGAGAUCGAACACUCGCUCAUUCUGAACAAUCUUAAGACUUUGUUGUGGAAGACCAUAUCGCACACCAAUGACUCAAAGUGAAGCCAUCAUAUUUUGGCCCGGUUACAAGCACUUUACCAUGAACUGAUAGAUGCAGAGUCCCCGUAUUCUUAAAAUGUAAGCGUUUGUCAGCUUUUUACCAAUACCACAAAUGGAAUCUUAAAUGAAGUUCUUAACUUUCAUCCAUGGACUUCAAAUGGUUCAAAUGUAUUUAAUGAAGACUGUUGCGUCCACCAUGCCAAGUCUAUCACAAUUCAUUUCUCUUCAUCAGCAUCUGUAGGUCGGCUCAGUGGUACAUGCUGAGCUAUAAGGAUCAAUAGCACCCUCAAGUGUCAAUAUAUGGAACACCAUCAAUUCCCACAGCCAAAAUAUUUUCCCGAACACUAAUGGAAUUCUAAUACCACAAAUAAAGCUCUGCCAUUGUACUAGUAUAGCCAAUGAAAACUGGGAGACAAUCACAAAGUAGUCAACAAAGCGUUGCAUUCACUUUGCUUAUAGUUUGUUUUUUUACAAUAAACAUAACAAA